AAUCGAAGAAGAAGAAGAAGAAGCAGGAAGGAAGUCUUUAAAUGUUUUCGAUCGGCGGGCGGAGGAGUCGAGGAACCUCGGUAGAGGAGAUUUCCUGCGUCGCUGGUUCCUGAACCAAACUGCAGUAAUACGUCCCGGUCCGGUCAAGCUGUUCAAGAUCUGGAGUUUCCAGAAAGGAACACGGUGCAGCGUGAAAGCUGUUGACAACAAAACGUUUGUAGAAGAAAAGGUCUGAGAAGUAAAAUGGCGUCGAAGAGACUGAAGCUUGACGUCGAGAACAUUUCUUGUCCAAUCUGCUUGGAUCUACUGAAGGAUCCGGUGACUAUUCCCUGUGGACACAGCUACUGUAUGAGCUGCAUCAACACCAACUGGGAUGGAGAGGAACAUAGAAAAGUCUGCAGCUGCCCUCAGUGCAGGAAAACCUUCAAAGUCAGGCCCAUCCUGGAGAAGAACAUCAUGUUGGCUGAGUUAGUGGAGGAACUGAAGAAGUCUGAACUCCAAGCUGCUCCAGCUGAUCAUUACUAUGCUGGACCUGAAGAUGUGGCCUGUGAUGUCUGCACUGGGAGGAAGAUGAAAGCUGUCAAGUCCUGUCUGGUCUGUUUGGCAUCUUAUUGCGAAGAAGAUCUCAAACCUCAUUAUAUUGCUCCCCCUUUAAAGAAACAUAAGCUGGUGGACCCCUGUAAGAAGCUCCAGGAUAACAUCUCUUCUCAUCAUGAUGAGGUGAUGAAAAUGUUGAUGGGUGGUCAAGAGACUGUUUCACCAGAAGCAGAAAGGACUGAGAAGCAGAAGGAGCUCCAGGUGAGUCGACAACAAAUCCAGCAGAGAAUCCAGGACCAAGAGAAAGAUCUGAAGCUGCUUCAACAGGAGGUGGAGGCCAUCAUUGUCUCUGCUGGUAAAGCAGUGGAGGACAGUGAGAAGAUCUUCAUUGAGCUGAUCCAUCUCAUCCAGAAAAGAAGAUCUGAUGUGAAGUGGCAGAUCAUAUCCCAGCAGGAAACUGAACUGAGUCGAGUCAAAGAUCUUCAGGAGAAGCUGGAGCAGGAGAUCACUGAGCUGCAGAGGAAAGAUGCUGAGCUGGAGCAGCUCUCAAAGACAGAGGAUCACAACCAGUUUCUCCACAACUACCCCUCACUGUCAGCACUCAGUGAGUCUACACACUCAUCCAGCAUCAAUAUUCGUCCUCUGAGAUACUUUGAGGAUGUGACAGCAGCUGUGUCAGAGCUCAGAGAUAAACUACAGGACAUCCUGAGAGAAGACUGUAGAAACAUUUCUGCUCUUGUCUCUGAUGUGGACGUUUUAGUGUUGCGUCCAGAACCGGAGACCCGGAGUGACUUCUUGAUGUACGCCAGAGAAAUGACGUUUGAUCCAAACACAGCAAACAGAGAGUUGGAGCUUUCUAACCUAAACAAGAAAGUGACAUUUCUUAAACGAGUACGGCCUUACAUUUACCAUGUAGAGAAGUUUACUUUUUACUGUCAGAUCCUGACUAAAGAGUCUCUGAUUGGACGGUCCUACUUUGAGUUCGAGUGGGAUGGGAGUAUCACCCUGGCGUUGGCAUAUAAGGGCAUCAGAAGAUCAGGGAACUCCAUGGAAAGCCUGUUUGGUUUUAAUGACAACUCCUGGGCUCUAACUCUGAACAGAGAAUCUUCCCACUUUUACCACAAUGACGAAGAUUUUCCCAUCACAGCUCCGGUUUCGUCCAGGUUAGGGGUGUACCUGGAUCACAGACCAGGCGUUCUAUGUUUCUACAACAUCUCUGACACCAUGACUCUCCUCUACAGAGCCCACAUCAGAGUUAGCCAGCCUCUUCACGUUGGCUCCAGGUUCUACGGGUCCAGAGGAGACACCGCUGAGUUCAUCACACUGAAAUGAACUGUUUCUUUUCUCAGACGGAGCUUUUUCCAAGUGAACUGAAAGUUCUCUCGUUCUAGAAUAUUUCUCUUUUUAUAGUUAGUGUUUAAAACUGUACAAUAAUAAAAAGUCCCGUAAAAAACGUA
Messenger RNA from Girardinichthys multiradiatus, 1994 nucleotides. Its product is annotated as tripartite motif-containing protein 16-like. Lineage: Eukaryota; Metazoa; Chordata; Actinopteri; Cyprinodontiformes; Goodeidae. The coding region runs from base 244 to 1869 and encodes 541 amino acids. The transcript has 2 exons. The record is from RefSeq and is a predicted model, not a curated record.